AUGGCAACACCCGCGCGCCGGCCGCUUCCGCCCGGGCCGCGCCCGCAGCGCCCCCGCGCGGCUCGGAGGCCCCGGCGCCCCCCGCAGCCCGCUCAGCCCGUGCCUCAGUUUCCCCCUCCGCCCGGGGGCUGGGAAGGGACGCCGCGGGCCGUGACCGGGCACGGCCGAGGGGAAUAUCCCGGCAGAGACGCAGGAGCAGCCAGUGCCACCGCGGGCGAGGAUUCGCGCCCCCGGGACCGGCUGCCUGCAGAGGGCAGCGUGCGGCUGGCCAAGCCGGGCCGGGCUGCUGCUCGCUGCGAACCGGACGGCGGAGCGGGGAGCGCCGCGCUGCCCUGCGUCACGGGAGGCUGGCGGCUGGCUCCGCCACCCCCUCCGGCAACGGGACCGGCAGCGGGACCGGCAUCGGCACCGGCAACGGGACCAGCCCCGGUACCGCCCCCGGCAGCGGGACCAGCCUCGGCACCGGUUCCGCCAUCCCCACUGGCAACGGGACCAACCCCGGCACCAUCUCCCCCACCGGCACCGGCAUCAGCACCGGCACCCCCGCCAGCCCCACCGCCGUCCCCUCCACCUCCGUCCUGCGUGAGAUUUACUGAUUUCAGGGAAAAACCAAACCCCGCCAGCCGCCGGGAAAGUCGGCCCGGAAAGGAAAUCCCGGGAUCACUGGGAGGUUGGGCAGGGUUUGGGGUCGUUCCUGACGAUUUCCCAGCACCCACCGACAGCUGGCAGGGGAAAAUUUGGGGUGUUUUAUCCACAGGACCCCCGAGAAAAGUCGCUUGGGAUAUAUCUCCUCGCUGGCAGCCAGAGGUUUUCCUCACGGAAAGUGAAACCUCGGGAUCGGCGUCCCAGCGAGAUAAACCCUGCGUGGACAUGGCAGAGCCCGGCUCUUGGGCCGGCCGGGAUUCACAUCCCGGAGGAGCCAGGGAAACGCCGCUCGCCUGACCAGGAAUCUUGU
Molecule: messenger RNA, 955 nt
Organism: Pipra filicauda (Wire-tailed manakin)
Lineage: Eukaryota; Metazoa; Chordata; Aves; Passeriformes; Pipridae
Product: skin secretory protein xP2-like
Exons: 1
Coding region: 1-942 (313 amino acids)
Source: RefSeq, a predicted model, not a curated record